GGGGCCCUGCGCUGCGCCCUCGGGGACCGCGGCCGCGUGCGGGGCCGGGCUGCGCCCUACUUCGUGGCCGAGCUCGCCGCAGGCCCCAGCGCGCUGUCUCCACUGGCCCUUCAGCCCGGCCUUGACGGGCCUUCGGGAGCGGACAAACGGGGCGCCCCGCAGCCACUGUCGGGCCCGUGCCGGCGAGGUUGGCUGCGGGGCGCCGCCGCCUCCCGCCGCCUGCAACAGCGCCGCGGGCCCCAGCCCGAAUCCCGCACCGGCGACGACGACCCGCACCGGCUCCUGCAGCAGCUGGUGCUCUCGGGGAACCUCAUCAAGGAGGCCGUGCGGAGGCUUCAUUCGAGACGGCUGCAGUUACACGCAAAGCUUCCCCAACGCCCGCUCUCCGGGCCUCUGUCGGCCCCAGUGCAUGAGCCCCCUUCGCCCCGCAGCCCUCGCGCGGCCUGCAGCGACCCGGCAGCGUCCGGGAGGAGGGCGCAGCUCCGAACUGGCGACGGCGUUCUGGUCCCUGGCAGCUAACACCCCGGGAGUGGCCACAGGGCCAGCCUCUGCCUGGAGGGCAAGGGAUUCCCCUGAGGGCUGCUUCCCUACUCAGACUGGUGAACUCGCGUUUUUGGAAGCGGGAAAAUAAGCUAAUGCACACGAGGAAUGGAAAAACCGCGACUAUUUUCGCGGGGAACUAAUGGAGGGCCCCAAUGGGUUUGAAAAACAGAAGAACUUGGCCCUAUUUAAGGCGGAUUACAGAAUGCACCCCAAGCUCACAUUCAUUAGUACUCCUUAUUUGGUGUGACCAGCCCCAGCGCUGUAGCGCGCGGUUCCACGCAGCCUCUCGGGGCCCUCCAGCCCGGCGACCAUGUGGCCACACUCCACGCGUCUCAGGAUCGCCGAGCGCCCAAAGGACGAGGAUGAUCCCAAUUACUUGCUUUACCUUUUCAGGGCUGGUUCCUGAUCCACUUUGGGGGAGGGGAACAUGAGUAGACCAUCAUUUCAGGGAGAACCUCCAACUGCCAGACUUGAAAAUUUACGACUCUUUAAAAAACCCAUCUCGUGUCUUGUGGGUGCGAUUCUUAAUACAAAACACGCGGUACCAAGAAAGGACCUUUGGGGAGUUGAAUAGGAGUAACGUUUGCUCUGCCUCCGCUUUGCAACUGGCUGCGGCUCUCAGAGUGGCGGGGGAAGGUCCUGCGCGCGAUGGGGAUGAGAGGCGGGGGCGGACGGUGCUGCGGAAAGGGUAAGGCGAGACGCGGUGCGAGCCCUCCUUCCUCUCUAAAAUAUGUUCACAGCCGGCCCCCUCCUCCUCGGGUUCAAGGUCACUAUUUCCUCAGCGCCCGCAGGGUUGCGGGGCUCCAGUAGAGCAGAAGGGUUGCCGGGUUCUGCCUGUACUCGGGAGAAGUGCUCGGUGUUUUGCAAGUACUGGAGUCUCCUAAGGACACGCGCACCGCGGCCGCCGCGGGUGUGGGGAGGCGGGGACUUGCCGGGCGCCGGUGCCUUCCGCGGGCGGCCGCGCCCUGGGCUUACAUAGAAACUGCCCAGAGUCUUAGCCUCGGGUCCCGGCACUCCCCCUCGGCUCUUCUGUCCUACACCAAGCGGGCGGUGCUAGCGCUCCUUGGGGCCCGGGCUGGGGGCUGGGGAGACGCCACGUGACUGGCACUCCGGGGACACAGCCUCGCACAGCAGCUUAUAAUGGACUCUCCGGGGCCAUUUGCAAUAACAGCUGCAAUUCCCUGGAUUGACGGAGUUGAUUUCCUCCUUCUGCCCCUCCCCCAGCCAUGCCAGCUCGCCUUUGUAAGUGAAGGAAACCGAGUAGAAAAUGUGACCCUCCAAACGGAGAAGCUGCAGGCUUUGCCAUUGUGAAGCGCGGUGAAGUGUUUUUAGCAUACUGUUCACUUACUCUGAGGGAUCGAAAACCGUUUUGUUGGUGUUUUAGUUGUAAAAGAUUCAAUGGCUCUUCAUCAUCCGGAUGUGGCUAUUGACAUAUCUACACUUCGCACCGGAGUGUCUGGAAUUGUAACUAUCCUGAUUAUAGGAGUUUAACUUAACUGAAAUACUUGUUUUUAAUAAAUGCACUGGGAUUUUUGUUGGGUUUUUGUUUGGUUGGUUGGUUGGUUUUAUCUUAUUCUUGCCUCCGGUAGAAAAGAUGCACAGAACACAUUUCUCUAAUCCAUAAACCUAAAAACACUUGAAAUCCUUGUCAGCCUGGCUUGUGGAUGGUAAUUAGACGCUUUUGUGUCUGAGCAGCUCACUAGUUAAGCAGGGUCUGCGCGGCUGGGUGUGUAUUGGUGCUGGCAUGAAAUUAAAUGAAAGUGAGGUCAGGUUUUGGACCAAUCCCAUUCACUAAAACCUUAGAGCCUUUUGGAUUACUAGUCCGUGAUGGAGAUGUUUUAUGAAGCUGCCUCUGACUGUAUUAGCAGAGGACAUAUCAGAUCAGCCCAUCACUGCAGACUGGGAGGCUCAUCACUUUUUUUUUCUUUCUUUCUACUGUGGUCAUUAGGUGGACUUGUUUCACAAGGCAGUCCUUAAGGCUGGGGCAGCUCUUGGUUAGGGGCUGAUCAGGAUACAAACCCACAGUGGGAAAGCUGGCUGGCAGCGUCUGAAAGGACUCCUCUCUUUGCCCUUGGAAUGUUUGCUGUCAUGCUGUCCCUAAGCGGUUACCUAACAGCCAUUCUCUGUCCCUCCUUUUCUGACUUAUUUCAGUCUGUUCUGAAGGAGCCACAGUAGGCAACAGAUGAUCCCAGGUUCAAGGCCACUUAUUAAAUGGGGUCCUUGGUCAAGGUGCUCAACCUCUGUGGGCUUUGGUUUCCUCAUCCGUACAACAGAUGAGAAGUGAGAUGAGGAAAAUGUUCAUGGUGACUGGCAUGUACUGGAGAUGACAGUCUCUAGUCCCUAUUCCUUCCUUCCCAGGACUGCCCCCUUGGUAGCCAAACGACUGGGUCCUCAGUUUCUCAUGAAAGAAACAAUGCUUUCUGGAUUGACUGCUGUAUGACACAGUCCUGAUUUUCUAACACCCUUUUGGACUCAAUGCCUGGCAUCUAUAACCACCCCAUUCUCUCAAAUGCACACACAGCCCCUGAUGGUCUGUGAGAGGCACCUCCAGAGCACACCAGCCCGCUAUUUCCCACAACCCGUCCAGGAAGUGUUGUGGGAGUCUUGUCCAGUGCCACUCAGCAACGGAGGCGUGAUUAUGGGGGCUCUAACACAAACGGGGGGGGGGCUCCAGCCGGGCAGGUGGCUGCCACCCCUGGGCACUGAGCAGGAGGAAAGUGGUCAAGUGCUGGCUUCCCCUGGCAUUGGAGCAGCCCUGAGCUCCUCAGCCCCACUACUUUAGUGGGGCUGGGAUUUCCUGGAGGUCAAAAGGUUAGGAGCAAUCCAGGGCUAAACUGGCCAUGAUCGAUGCCACCGCACAAACUGAGCUGACUUCUUGUAAGGAUUGAUGAAGGCUAGACUCAACCAUGGGGCUCGUGCAGUACUACUCCCUCCUUAAAAAAGGAAGACUGGAGAAAACGAAUGCCUAGCAUCAGGCACUUUAAAUAUGCUAUAACCCUAACUGUCCCUCUUUUUAAAAAUCCUGCAGCUCUUAGCAGUCACCCCAAAAUCCUUUUCCGGAAUAAGUCAAGGUUUACACAAAUGGUUUUAAGUUAUUAGACCAUUUUAUAGAUGGAAAAAUAGUCCCGGAAGGGGACAGGGCAGAGUGACCUACUGAAGUCACUUAUGAAGUCAAAGGCCUAUCAGAGUCUAGAUCCCAGGUCUCUGGGCUCCCAGCUCAGGCCUCUUUCCAGUAGCCUAACACCAUUAUGCAUAGUCCAAUAUUGUUCAUUGCACAACUCCACACAUGAAUGACACCCCUGCCUGCUGUUGUUGAACAUGCCAGCCCUGUCCCUGGAACCCGGAAAACCCUACCCCAGAUUCCACCAGGUACACCACAACCCUUUUCUUACAAAAUGUUCACCAUCCCAUGAAGACAGCUAGCUGGCCACAGAAAAUGGCCUGAAUGAGAUAAAAGACCAAGCUAUAAAGUCAAUGAAAAAAAUCCAAAAUAAAUUAAAACACAGAAAGCGGCAAACAACAAGUGUUGUGAGGAAAAGAAUGGCACGCCUCACGGAGGACUGCAGAGUCGCCCGCCCCAAGAUUUCAUUCUAAAUUAGGCGCAAAUGCUACAAUAUUUGGAUUCAAUUUUCACCCUUCCUUUUUCAGCUCAUAAGCAGAGACAUGGAACGAAGAUCAGACACCACUUUCCUAUCCAGCAAAGUCUGUGUUGAACCCUGUGAUCCCUUCCUUCCAAUCAGGAAAGAGUUACCCUGGCAACCAAAUUACUAACUCACUCAAUUAGCUCCCCCCUCUUCCACCAAUGCUCAGUAAUCACAGAAUGUCAGCCCAGGGAGAGCUCAGCCUUAGGCGGUCUAGUGCUCUUGCCUCGUUUAGUGAUGGAAGCCCAGAGAGGUUUCCACUCAGAGGUGCACUCGCUGGAACACCGUGCAGGCUGGUUCAGGCAAAGGAGCAAAACCUUUCCCAUGUAGCACAUCUUCCUGGUCGUCUGUCCAUAACUGAAAGGAGACCAAGUGACCUGCCCUUCACAGUUUCCCAGAAGGCAUGAGAGAUAAGAGCGUGGGCUCUGCAGGCAGGCUUCCACUGCCUCCAUACAGGCAGCUGUGGGAUUUGGGGCAGGGUCCUUAAUCUCAAUGAUCUUAAUGAACUCAUCUGCAAAAUGGGGUAAGAAUAGAGCCUACCUUGAAAAGUUGUGUGAGUAUUCAAUUAGAUAAUGCAGGAGAAGCAAACAGUAAACAGUAAACACUCAAAUAAUAAAACAUCAAAAUCAAAUCUGGAAGCUAUUGCAUAAAGGCCACUAGUUUAUUUUCUGUGGAAAAUCCUACCUUUUAAAGGCUUCUUCAAUCUGUUUCUUAAAAAGCAUCAACCUGGGCACCUGGGUGGCUCAGUCUGCCUUCCCCUCAGGUCAUGAUCCCAGGGUCUGGGAUUGAGCCCUGCAUCAGGCUCCCUGCUCAGCGGGUAGUUUGCUUCUCCCUCUGCCUGCCACUCCCCCCCUGCUUGUGUGCUCUUUCUCAAAUAAAUAAAAUCUUUUUUAAAAAAAAGCACAAACCAGUUUCCUCUGCAGAUUAGCUGUUUGAGCUGUAUAGGUGUCAAGGCAAGUACAGAGGAAGGGAAUAUUCAGUCGAGAAGAGGUUUAAUCUCAAAAGGGAGGCAAUCCCCUUUAUCCCAAACCUUGAGAGCAGAUCAGGAUUGGGACUGAUAGAGUAGGAGCAGCAGGGAAUAUUACAAAGGGGAGGGUUUGUGCUGAGGACAGCCUGGGACCACAGCUCUUAAUGCCCCCAUCAGAAAAACCAUCCCCUUCUAAUUCAAAUUCAAUGCUCAGCUGAAGUUCUGCGUGCACACCCCGUCCACUCGUGUUCCUAAUUUGUACUGAGAAAAUCAUGCAAUUUCUUCACAGGGAGUGAUCUUGGAGUCCAUUGUGUUCUUACUCUUCAUUUUAUUUACUGUGAUUAUAGGGUUAUCUCAGGAGCUCGUAUGUGAAUGUCUUCUUUUCCCCAAAAGAUCAAAUAGUCUUUGAUGGCAGAGGACAAGAUGAGGAAGAUGUGUUGGGCAGAUUAUCAGGCCACUCAGCAUGGGGGAUGGUCUGAGGUUCGGGAGAACAUUUAUGGUCAGCCAGAGCAGUUGAAUGGCUGUUAUAACAUCCAGGCACUAGGUGAUAAGGGCCUUGGUGGGAAGAGAGAGGAAAAGACAAGACACACUUUGAAAAGAAAACCAAAAUCAUGGGCCUCCAUGCAGUAUCCUGUGGCAUCGAAGAUGUCAGUUCUGGAGCCAGACGGCCUGUGGGGCCAGUUCUGGCUCUUUCCUUCAAAGCUGCUUCCUGUGACUUGGGCAGGUCAUGUCACCUAACCUAACCUCGAGUUCCUCAUCUGUGAAUUCCGAUAGUAAUAAAGUCCCUGCCUCACAGGGUUGUGAGGAUUCACCGGGCUACUGCUAGUAAAAAUGCCGAGGCCACUGCCCGAAACGUAGCUGCAUUUAGUAACGCUGCCUGGGUAUUGGCAUUUAGUAAAUAUUUGCAGAGCAAACAAAUGGGGCGAUUUCAACAGACUUGUAGAGCCGGGGAAGUGGGGUGCUUGGGGUGAGGAGUUGUGGUUCCUAGAAGUUCAAAGGAGAUGGAAAAGAAAGGACAGCAGCCAAAAGGCAAAAACUGGGGAAGGAUCUUCUCAAACAGGAGAGACCUGUGUUUGCCUGACUGCCACGGAGGACGUGCUGAAGGAGAAACUGAAGGGAAGACGCUCGAAGGGACAAGCCCACCUGGGGAGGCAAGAAGGACAGGGUGCCCAGUCUGGACACGUUUGAACAGCAGGGUUCAGGAGGGGUCAUAGGGGUGGCUGUCCCACUUGACAGCGCCUUAUGUCACAAACUGUCCUGCCACGGUGGGCUGGGGACCUGACUGUUGGCUGUUGGAACCACUGUGUAUAACCCUUCGUGCCCGGGAUUCCUACGCGGGCUUCUGUCGUGCUUGUGUGAAGGAAUCCUUCUCUGCGACUUACGCCAGAACAGAAUCGAAGCUAAAUCUGCUAUCAAGGAGUUUAUUAAUUGCUCCCCUUUAUCAAGUAACUGACUCAUAAGGAGGUAAAAUUCACAACCCCCAACUGAUAGCCUGCUCAGGCAGUUUGUUUGACUUAUUGAUUUGGGUGGGUUAAAAAAAAAUCACAAGCUUGUUAUCAUCUUGUUACCUUUGGCCUGCCUUUUGCCUGUUUCUUUUUUACUAAAUUAGAUUCCACAACCUAACUUGGU
Ailuropoda melanoleuca (giant panda) is the source of this 6780-nucleotide messenger RNA. RefSeq names its product FRAT regulator of Wnt signaling pathway 1 (gene FRAT1). The record is from RefSeq and is a predicted model, not a curated record. The annotation marks the transcript as partial. The transcript has a single exon. NCBI's taxonomy places the organism in Eukaryota, Metazoa, Chordata, Mammalia, Carnivora, Ursidae. Gene Ontology annotation, biological process: positive regulation of canonical Wnt signaling pathway. Gene Ontology annotation, cellular component: cytoplasm.